UCCCCUGAUUGGAGUACACGGUGUAAGGCCAGUCACAGCUUGCCUUCACUCUCCCUUCUCCUCUAAGCUGUGCCUGGUCACAGCUUUGGCCAGGACUUACCCACCCAUCUCACCAGCAGCAUGAAGCCUGCGCUGCUUUUCCAGCUCCUGCUGUUGACUUGCUUAGCACCACAGCUGGUGUCUGGGAGUCCCAAGCAACAUUUUUCGAGGUAUAUCUUGGAACCUCCACCCUGCAGAUCAGACCCUGAAAACUGUACUCAUUUCUGCACAUUGCAGGAAGAUUGCCAUCCAGGAUUUCAGUGCUGUUCUGCCUUCUGUGGUAUAGUCUGUACAUUAAACAAAAAUGUAAACCGUGAAAGACUCAAAACCAAGACCUUGAGAAACACCAGGGCUGGCAAGUGAGACAUGUUUCCCAGAGCAUGUUGUUCCAUAUAAAUUAGCUCCCAAAGAAGACAAGUAUCGUGUCUCUGAUCUCUGAAAUAUCUUCUCAGAUGGAACAAGGCAUAUUUGUGGAAAGUACUCCAUCCCUGAGAGAGCAUGUGAUUAAAUCAAAUGAUAAAAGCUCAGCUAAUUUAACAAUGAUCUCGAUUUCUCUACUAAACCUCCAGCAGCUAUGGAAGAUGUUGCUUCCCUCUGCAAGUCCCAUGUAAAUGUUACCAACUUGGAAAUUUGUGGUCACCUACUCCCAUGAUUCCACUUUGCCCCAGUCACACCCCCUCCAAAUGAAGUUUUCCCAAGAUAAAGGUAUCACCAUUCCAUAUCCCACACCUUUCUUCUAAUCUGACACCCUUCUCAUCUGGCUGAUCUCUGGUAACCCCUGGCCCAGAGCUGGAAACAUUGUUCAGAAAACUCUGCAGCCUCCUUUAUCACCAUGAGUUGACCAGAUGUGCUUCAAGUUGAUCUAAUGAGCCAGGCCUCUCACAUUAAGGUUGGCCCAUUCAAACUACAGCUGUCACGGUCUUAAUCAUCUAAUCUUCAUCUGUCUGUU
Messenger RNA from Balaenoptera musculus (blue whale), 988 nucleotides. It is a transcript of the gene WFDC13, whose product is annotated as WAP four-disulfide core domain 13. The record is from RefSeq and is a predicted model, not a curated record. The coding region runs from base 121 to 402 and encodes 93 amino acids. NCBI's taxonomy places the organism in Eukaryota, Metazoa, Chordata, Mammalia, Artiodactyla, Balaenopteridae. The transcript has 4 exons.